Messenger RNA from Fragaria vesca subsp. vesca, 327 nucleotides. RefSeq lists its product as uncharacterized. NCBI's taxonomy places the organism in Eukaryota, Viridiplantae, Streptophyta, Magnoliopsida, Rosales, Rosaceae. The coding region runs from base 1 to 327 and encodes 108 amino acids. The transcript has a single exon. The record is from RefSeq and is a predicted model, not a curated record.
AUGUUGGCUUUAAUCGAGGGAGUGAGCUUAGCAGUUCAGCAUGGUCUGGUUCCUUUAAAAGUUGAAACAGAUUGUCAAGUGUUGGUGGACGCAUUACAAACAAGGAUUUUAAGAGAUUCAAACCUGGGAUUCCUUAUGGAUGAUCUGCGUGAAGGACUGAGGACGGCAUCGGCUGCUAAUUUGUCUUUUGUCCGCCGAAGUGCUAACAGAGUUGCCCACUCUUUGGCGCAGGCUGCUUUGCAUACUAGAAUAAAUUUGGGUUUCUCUAUUGUACCUCUUCUAUUUGUUGAGGAGCUUAUUUCUGAUGAAUAUUGUAAUGAUCCUUGA